Molecule: messenger RNA, 1634 nt
Organism: Closterium sp. NIES-67
Lineage: Eukaryota; Viridiplantae; Streptophyta; Zygnematophyceae; Desmidiales; Closteriaceae
Source: the annotation of a GenBank genome assembly
CCAGAAAUUGUUGAAGCCAUUUCUAGUUUCUCCCUCAUGUGUUCAGAAGCAGGUAGCCACAGGAAGCUUGUUUCUUAGCACCAGACCAGGCACUCCGCCUGAUCCAAGUAUUUCCGCACCGUGGCUUGUGGCAAGAUCGGCUUGCCUGAGUCUGACUUGCGUCGCUGUAAACGGGAGGUUUCUCGAUUUGUCGUUUAAAUUGGAGCCAUGGCCUCCACAGCGACCGCUCAGCUCGUGCAGAACCACGUCAGCACCGUCGCGCAAUCAUCCCGGUUGCCAGCGGCAGCCACCAGCGCUAAGUCCGCCGUGUCCUUCGCGGGUUCCGAGCUCCACGGGUCUGCCUGCCGAACCCGCACGACUCAGUCCGUCGCCUGCAAUGCCUCGCAAAAGCGGGCCGUGCGGCCUCGGGCAUCAGCCGACGAGCCCCUGCUGGUGCGCGCGGCGCGCGGGGAGGCCAUCCCCCGCCCCCCUGCGUGGAUGAUGCGCCAAGCGGGGCGCUACAUGGCGGCCUACCAGCAGCUCUCGAAGCGCCACCCCUCCUUCCGCGAACGUUCCGAAACGACGGACCUCAUCGUGGAAAUCACCCUUCAGCCGUGGCGCGCGUUUGGCCCCGACGGCGUUAUUCUGUUCUCGGACAUUCUGACGCCGCUGGAUGCGAUGGGUAUUCCGUUCGAGAUCGACGAGAACAAGGGCCCCGUUAUAGACAGCCCCAUUAGGACGACGGAGGCGCUCAAGGCGCUGACGCCCGUACAGCUGGAUAAGCUGCAUUUCGUGGAUGACUCGUUGAGGCAGAUCCGGAAAGAGAUCGAAGGGACUGCUGCUCUCCUCGGUUUUGUGGGCGCCCCCUGGACUCUGGCCACCUACUGCGUGGAGGGUGGCACCACGCGCACGUACACCAAGAUCAAGGGCAUGAUCCACAGCGCGCCGGACGUGCUGCGGGCGCUGCUGCAACACCUGGCCAAUGAGAUUGCGACAUAUGCGGCCUUCCAAGUGGACGCGGGCGCGCAGUGCAUCCAGGUGUUCGACUCGUGGGGCGGGCAGCUGCCACCCGACCAGUGGGACGAGUGGGCCAAGCCGUACAUCAUUGAGGUCAUUUCCCAGCUGAAGAAGAAGCACCCCACAGUCCCCGUGGUGCUCUACGCCAAUGGCAGCGGGGGCCUCAUGGAGCGCAUGGCCACCACUGGGGCUGACGUCAUCGGGGUGGACUGGACCAUCGACAUGGCGGAUGCUCGCGCGAGGAUUGACGGGGCACUCAAGGCUAGCCCUGGUGGAAGUGAGAAGCCUCGCCUGUCGGUGCAGGGGAACGUGGACCCCGCUGUGCUGUUUGCCUCCAAGGAUGCCAUCACAGACGCCAUCAACCGCUGUGUGGCCAAGGCGGGUUCGCGGGGCCACAUUCUCAACCUGGGCCAUGGCGUGUUGGUGGGGACUCCCGAGGAGAGCGUCUUGCACUUCUUUGAAACGACGCGCUCCCUCAAAUAUGCCGAGCAGCCUGUGGCCGCAAAUGUGGCAUAGACUAUGCUCUGUUGCCGUACUAGUGCAUUCUUGUUGUCUAACACGAGCAUGCCUUAGGCAAUGAUGUGGCUUAUACUAAAUUGGUUGUCACUUAUGUUGCCUAAUAAAUAGCUUCAGUACUU